UUUAUCCAGCUGCUUCUCCGACAUCAUCAACAAACAACCAAGUGUCAGUGGAGAACAUGCAUGAUCGUCCCAUCACACUGUGUUUUUGCCUUGAAUGUAACUUUCAGUCGUCGGCCAUGUUUGAAGGCUCGGAGUCUGUGGAGGUGGAGGGACGCAGCACAGAGAGUACCGUGGCCUCGUCCAUCAGCGCAUGCAAGAAGGUUUUGUGCAGUAACAGUGUUCUGGACUCGUCCGAGUACUGGCUGAGGAACGAGAAGGCUUUGUGCAGACUGGGCCUGCUGGACGACGAUGCUGAGGGCAGCUGCACCAUGAUUUGUUUUGUCAGCCUGGACCCUCAGAAAACAGACUGCCGUGAUGAUAAAGCCAUCAAGAAAUUGGCAUCAGUGUCCCCUGACCUGCCAAAGCUUCUUGAAUUACUGACUGUCCACCAGCCGAAAGAAAAUGAAGUCCUGCUGCUCGGUGGCCUGGAAGCCUCAGAAACCUGCCAAAAACACCAACACUCCCCGCUGCAGAGCGGGCAGCAAGCAGGUGUGUGCCUGCUUCAGCRGUCAGGAAAGAGGCGAGCCUCACCACCCACCAGUGUCAUCUUUGAGAUCAAUAAGUUUUUGAUUGGUCUGCAGUGGGGAAAAGAGCGACAGUUUCAGCAGGGCCGAGUGGCCGGACAUAGGGUCGAUGACGACACCAACCGUUCCAUYUCAUCCAUAGAAGAAGACUUCCUGACAGCCUCAGAGCACCUCGAAGAAAGUGAAGAUGAUGGCUCAAGAAAUGAGCCAGAAAGUGGYGACAGGGAAGAGAGCCAGGUUGAAGCUGGUCAGAAACACUGUGUCAGACUUACAUCUCACAGGGGACAGUUAGCCCAUCAUCAGAGCCAGGAUGAGACUGACAUAAAAGGAGAAGUUCCUCCAAGUUUAAGUUUCAAMACCAAGGAAUCAGCUGGUUACUAUGCCACUAAUCUAGCUGAGUCGGUAUUACAGGAUGCCUUCAUUCGACUCUCUCAAGAUGAAACUUCGUUUGUGUCUGAGGCAGCUAUCAGCGUGUCCCACACUCAUUGUCUUUCUAAGAGUCCCUCCAAGACCAAAGGGCCUACGCAACAGCGCACCUGCUCUUUUGAACUACCCAAGAUUGUCAUAGUUCAAAGCCCAGACAGUUCUGAUGGUGCUGGAGAAUGGACAGAGACACAAGUCUCUCAUGUGGAUAACCGCAAUACCCCUGCCAGAGAAUCGCCAGAGAAUGAAAACCAGGCUCAGACACCUCACCACAAUGGAGGACACAGACAUGUAGAGAUGGCUUUGGCCUGUGCUGCCAAUGUAAUUGGCACCAUUACGACUCCACAACUGACUGAAAAGCUCACCCAUGAAACUGCUUCAGUAGAGAACGCAGGAGAAGAGCAGGAAGAGCCAAAGGAUGAAAGUGACUACUCUGUCUCUUCCGCUAUGUGUGGCAUGGCACAAGUAGCCGGAGCAGUAGCAGCUGUGGAACUAGCAGAGGAGUCAGCAGAGGGUGACGAUUCUGAAACGGAUACUACUGAAGUCUACACAGCAUCCCAUGGUCUAAUGUCUGCUGCCAAAGCUUCAGCGGCUUUCCCGCUCCACUGCAGUGUGGCAGAGGGUACAAGUGUUGAAUCAUUUCGAGCUAACAUAGCGGAGGUCCUGCACAGAGAAGCAGCCGAGGUGCUGACCCAACCACAAGGCUACAAGAGUGUUGCACACUUGUUAGAGACCACACAUAACAAAAUAGUUGAUGGUAUCACUUGUCCGAAAACAUGUUGUAUGGGUGAAAAGGAGGUGGAUGACCUAAUAAAUGAAGUGGCAGACAGCCUAUUCAAGCAUGCCUUGGAAAAAGCAAAAAAGAAGAAAGAACUAGAAGGAGCUGGAAAAGAUGCUCCCAGCCUUCAGGUUUUUCUGCAGGACAGUGUAAACAAUCUGUUGUUUGACAUUCUUUGCCUAACGCAGAAAAAAAUCAGUUGUAUCUCCACAUGUAACCAAGAGUCAGAUGAAACACAGGAGGGUGAUACUUGUGUUAACAAGUUUUCCACAACAAAAAGAAGCAAAGAUCCAUUAGGCCAGGUUAUGUGCUUGGUCAGCAACAGUCAGUCCACUAACAAUGAAAACCUCAGUGGCAUUUUGGCCUCCUCAGACAAGUUUUCUGUGUUUCCUGGACUGAGGAAACACAUCCCUGAGGAAGGGGAUUUUAGCACAUCUUCCUCGACUGCACACUUCAAAGAACAACAGCAGGGGUCAUUAUGCAGACAAAGUCAGUCUAACACAAAAGACCUUUCUGAUCAGCAGCAAACCAGUGGUGCCAACAGAGAACCUCUAAGUGAAAUCCCAGUUCACACAGCAGAAAGAAGGGGGCGUCUGCUGGCAGGCGGUGACAGCAGACAAACCUCUCUUACACCUCAGGCCUCCUACAACUCAUGCAGUUCUUUGCUUUCUUUAAAAAUGGAUGCUGAUUGUAGGACACCUAUCACUUGUUAUGCUGAUGAUUUAGCUGCUACAGUAGUGUCUAUGGCCACAGAACUGGCAGCCAUCUGUCUUGAAAAUUCCACUGGGAAACAGCCCUGGUUUUGUGCUCUAAAUGGGACUGUUACAGAAGRUCCAGAGGCCUACUUGAUGCCAGCUUGUCGCACUGUUCUGAGAAGAAAAGAAAGUCAAAACAGCAGUGCUGCUUCGAGGAAACAUCGAGCGCCCCGUCUCAGUGAAAUUAAGAGGAAAACAGAAGAACAACCRGAACUAAUGGAGCGGCUGGUUAACMGGGUGGUGGAUGAAUCAGUUAACUUAGAUGAACCACAGGAUCCAUUUGCCCUUUUUGCCUCYGAAGUCACAGCCAGGAUCAUGAACUGUCCUGAACUCAAUGUGGUGGAUACCUCCAAGACGGGCCAGCAGCGCAGCCGGCUCCAGUGUGAGAAGUGGAGUCGUGGAAAGGCAUCUAGUUAUGAGAGUAUUCCAGAAGAAGAUGCAGAUCCCUCAGGCACAUCUAACACCUUGGGUCCCGGCAGUCGGUUAGGUCAGAACCUGAGCCGUGGUAGCUCAAUCUCUAAGCAGUCCAGCUGUGAAAGCAUCACGGAUGAAUUCUCCCGGUUCAUGGUAAACCAGAUGGAAACUGAGGGCAGAGGCUUUGACCUUUUGCUGGAUUACUACGCAGGAAAGAAUGCUAGCAGCAUCUUGGCUGCAGCUGUGCAACAGGCUGCGACAAAGAAAAAUGGCCACCUUAACGUUAGGACCUCAUCCUCUCUUUCUAAGCAGUCCAGCACAGAAAGCAUCACAGAGGAGUUCUACCGGUUUAUGCUUCGAGAUAUGGAUAAGGAGAACAAAGAUUAUGGCAUUGCCAAAACUAAUGAAUGGAGCAAUAGCCUUUUUCCCCCUUCUCCUAGAACACCUUUCUGUAUACGACAAUCUUCUGUUCCGGACCGGCGCUCCUCAGACUCACGAUUGACGGUCAACUCCCCCAUAAAAGCCAACUCUUUUGAUGGGUUUGCCCGCAAUGUGUAUGGAGACACAUUGAACAUCUACCCUACUUGCUCAGUGUCAGCCACAGGGCUAUGUAAGUCUGACUCCUGCCUCUAUCAAAGAGGUAAGACUGACCAGAUAACCGACAUGCUGAUCCAUGAGACCUGGUCAAGUUCCAUUGAGUCUUUAAUGAGAAAAAACAAGAUCAUUGCUGAUCCAAAGGACAGUAUUGAUUCAGAAGCUUCAGGAGACUCCCAGCCACAAGUGCAGCAAUUUGCUAAUCGACUGGCAGCUGACAUUGUAGAUAUUGGCAAGUCUGCACUUGGAGGACAGCAAGAUGUAGCUGGGACAAUCCCUGGGUCACAUCCACAGUUGCACAUGCCUGUUGGUGAAAGAAGAAGGGGGUUCAAACAGUCUCAUUUGAGCUGUAGUCGAAGUCGGUCCAGCCAGGAGCAAGCUGCUUCUGGAGUUGGGUCCGGGACUAGUGAAACCAGCAUUCCCUGCACAAGGGGGCCCAGAGAUGUGCCACUAAUCCACAUUGAGGGCGACCAAAAAGUCGAAAAGACUCUUUCAAUUCCUGAAAGAACUGAAGGAAGACCAAAGGAAACAUCUGUAGACACUAAACGUAUGGAGAGAGCUAAUGCCAAUAGCAGCAGCAGUGAAAGGGACAGGCCAGCUGUGGCGGUGGCUACAGUAGUGAAGAGGGACAAGCGUUCAAUGAGCGCUAGCAGUGAAGAGAGCAUGGGGAGCUGGUCUCAUGUAACCCCUGAAGAUGAUCCCCACGAGGAGACCAGUAGUUUUAUCCAGCUGAGUGAGGGGAAUGGGACCAGUAGCACAUCUAGCCUCGGUCUGGUCGACCUGGAGGCCUUUUCAGAUGCUCCUACUCAGAGCACAUURAUCAGCGAGGACAUAGAGAAAGGCCAGCAAGGAGAAGGCAAAAUCAAUGUUUUUGAGAGCACUCCAGGAGCUACAGCAGGCAGUGGCAGCAGCUACCUAAGACAGCUUUUAGUGGUAAACUGUGACCUCGAGCAGGAGUGCGUGGACCAUGAGCUCAGAGUGGCCCUGCAGUGGAUUGCUGCCUCCGAGCUGGGACUUCCUGCACUUUACUUCAGGAAGUCCAAAGAGAAGAAGGCAGCAAAGUUCCAGAGGGUGGUCCACCUGAUGGCUCAGAAGGCGUGGCGGAUUGCAGACCUGUUCGGUGCCGUGCUUCAGUUCUGUAAGCUACACGAGACCGAGGAAGAGGUGGGAAGGUCUCUCCAGGCCAGCCUGUUUGACUGGCUUUUGGAAACAGCUUAGAGACAGUUCAACCUUCCUCCUAACAGCAAACAGCAACACACGUGCUCGCUCAUCAUAGCAUCUCUGCAGUCUGUUUUUAAAUGUCUGCCCAAUACGGUCUCACCACACCAAGUGUCUCUUACUGCAAGCUGAAAACACAGCUUAGUCAGCAAUUUUGAGAAAUGUACAGGUCUCACCUGGUUUGCAGCUUUGAAUCAAAAAGUUUCCCUUUAACUAGAGCAUGUUGUUGUUUUCAGAUUUCUCUCUCUAGUGAGCUGCACACAAACUCUAUAUAAAAUAAACACAAGAUAUUAAAAUCUUUUCACAGCAAAAUUAUGCAUUUAUUUAUUAAAUCCAAAUGAACACAUAGAAAGCAAACGACCAACAGAGAAUAGGAAAAUCAGGUUAAAUGUUGCUCACAAGUCACAUGCUCAAACUUGUAUCCAAACUGUUUCUAUGACAGUCCAGAAAACACGUUGUCACUUUGUUCUUUCCACUUAGAUUCUGCAUAUUUGCUUUUAGCAAAACACCUAUGUCCUUGUAGUCUUCACUGGCCAAUGUAUCACCUAUGUUGUGACUAUUUUGAGAUUUAUUUCUAAGUAAAUAUGUGAUUUUCUUACUGUUUCUUGAGAAGUGAUUAUUUUUGGCUAGCUGUACUGUAAAUACUGUAGAUUUUGAACUGUUGCACCUUGGAGUAGUGGACUGCUCUCUUUAGUUUUUUUUUUUUUCUGUCCAAAAGACAGUGUCAGGUUUGUAAUGUUGAAUUUGUAUCUGGAUUUAGUCUGUCUAUUCCUCUACUUAGUGAUAAACGAGUGUUACAUCAGCAUCGAGGGGAACAACAAGCACACAUUUCAGCUAUCAACUGUGUCAGAGUAGAACUGAAUGUAUUUAUCUUUUGACAUCAAUAAAUUUCUGUGAUGUGAAGAA
Messenger RNA from Austrofundulus limnaeus, 5651 nucleotides. It is a transcript of the gene sphkap, whose product is annotated as SPHK1 interactor, AKAP domain containing. The coding region runs from base 57 to 4745 and encodes 1562 amino acids. Lineage: Eukaryota; Metazoa; Chordata; Actinopteri; Cyprinodontiformes; Rivulidae. Gene Ontology annotation, cellular component: cytoplasm; mitochondrion. The record is from RefSeq and is a predicted model, not a curated record. Gene Ontology annotation, molecular function: protein kinase A binding. The transcript is spliced from 12 exons.